Cydia strobilella is the source of this 3217-nucleotide messenger RNA. Its product is annotated as hemicentin-1-like. Lineage: Eukaryota; Metazoa; Arthropoda; Insecta; Lepidoptera; Tortricidae. The transcript has 19 exons. Bases 1 to 3195 code for a protein of 1064 amino acids. The record is from RefSeq and is a predicted model, not a curated record.
AUGGCGGUCAAGCUCCUGCUUCCGUUAGCGUUCCUAAUAGCCCAAGUGUCAUGCGGUCAGAACAGUCUGACCUUCGUCAUAGACAACUCCCCGUCUAUGGACAAUGAAAUCUCGCAAAGGUAUACAGGAGAAGAAGGUAUUGUUUUGAAAGAAAGGUCGAGUCAAAUUGAAGAUAUAGUGCUGGUGACAUUCAGAAAUCAUGGCGACCGAACACAGCCCUCCGCUAUUCUUAGGAAAAAGACCCGUGAUGCGAGAGAACUUAAGCAGGCUCUAGGCUCAAUUACUUUAGACUCUGCGUACUGUUUAGAGGUCGCUCUCUCGGGUAUCAGGAAAGGUUUAGAGGAGAGUCGCCGAGGUUCUUACUUGUAUGUCUUUACUGACACCACAUCAGAGGACUACAACAGAUUUGAGGAGAUCAAGACUAUGUGUCAGGAAAAACAAAUUCAGGUCGUUAUAAUAAUCACUGAUAUCACCUGCGGUGGAGAGUCUGAUGCAGGGUACAAGGUUUACCACAAAAUAGCAAUGGCGUGUAGCGGACAAGUCUUUAGAGUCGAUAAAGGAGAAGUCAACCAGGUAAUCGAGGAUGUAAAGGAAACCAUUAAGGGCGACAGGACUGUGGUGGCGGUCGAAACGGUCCCUGCAUAUACAUGGAAAGAUGUACCUUUCACAAUCGACGAGCAGACGGAGUACGCUGUGGUGUCAGCUUCUGGGACAGAUGUGGUUCUACAGGUUUAUGACUCGAACUCCCGCGUGAAAACCGGCACGCAAAUUACGUGGACGAAGAAUGUGAAGGUCACCAAACUUCAAAAUUUAGUUCCCGGCACCUACACAGCGAAGGUGAAGGGCAACUCUCAAGUCAGCAUAAUGGUGUUCGGACGUACGGACUUCAAUUUCCAACAUGGCUUCUCCACUGCAGUGCAAACUAACAUGAAGGCUACUGACACACAACCCACUACAGCCGUCGCAACACUCUUAAUGGUGUCCGUGCAAGACAAGAAGCAUUCCGCGCUCAUUCAGGCGGUGGAGCUGCUGGACAUGCGCGACCAGGUCGCCAGGAGGCUGCCGCUUACGAACGUGCAAGGAGACAUUUACAAGACCGACAUGUUCCUGUCACCUGAACAUACGUUUAAGAUCGCUGUAGUUGGAACAUCGGAAAGCACUGGGAGCACGGUGAAACGCGUUGCUAAAACGCCAGUCACGCCAAUACAAUCAGUGGCUCCAGCAAUAUCCAAAACACCGACAGUUCUGCGCGUAAAUGAAGGCGCAUCAGUCGACGUACACUGCAGAAUUAUCGCAGGCAAACCUCAUCCUCAAAUAUCGUGGUACGUGAAAAAGCAAGGCGCGAGCACAUUCACACCUCUCCCAGACACAGACGUAGUUUACCACGUGGUCGCAGCUCUGACAAACGAUCAGUACAAGUGCGUUGCGAGGAAUGUUAAAGCUACAGACGAAUAUACUGUAACUCUUGACUUGCAAAGCCCACCGCGGAUAGUGUUCAUCCCGCCGAACACCGCAGAGUACUCUGGCGUAGAAGGCGACGUAGCCAUGAGACUCCCGUGUGUCGCUCUAGGAUUCCCCACCCCCACUAUCCAAUGGGAGGUCGACAACAAAGUUGUUGGCAGAGACAAAUCAAAGGACCUGUACGUAGAAAACAACGCAUUGAUUCUGCGAAACCCUAAAGAAGUUCACUCCAGCAUCAAUUCUCACUACGUCUGUCGUGCCAAGAAUAACAACGGCGAAACUGCUCAACCCUAUGAAGUUACUAUUUCGAAAUAUGUAGAUUCUGGUAACGCUAAUGGUAGCCACUACGGUUCUCUAGACCACCCAUACGAUUUCGUCUGUCCACUGCCCUAUACGGACCCCAAUUCAGUGAGGUGGUUCAAGAAUUUCACUCACUACAUGAAUGGCCCGUCUUUACACUUCGAUCAUCCGACGGACAUUGACAGUGGCAACUACACCUGCCGCGUUAGCGAUAUGAACGGAGCUGUCUCUCAUACUGUCGAAAUAGUUUUUGGCUCUGCUCCUAAAAGAGAUCGAUCGUCAUUCAAUAUUAAGUGGAGUGGAGAAGAAUGGAAAAAAAUGGCUUGUUAUUCCAAUGAGAGUCCUGUGGGCAAGUAUGAAUGGCUUUACAACGGGAAGAAAAUAGAAGGUGUGCAUGAGCAAUCCCUGCUGCCAAUCGGCUGGGGACAAUAUACUUGUCAAAUCACUCACCCUCUCGGAAACCUGGCCCUCAACUUCCAAGUUACAACUAAGGACAAAGAAUGUGGGAUCCCAACAUCAUUUUUAAAGACGGAACAUGCACCUCUUGUAUUGGACUCGUCCCUAACAUGGCUUUCCAUACCAACCAGCGGACAGUAUUUAAUGAUGCCACACACUGAAAAACUUCAGUUGAUUUGUCAAGAUGAAAAAUCAUCUUCAAACCGUUUCAAUAAAUUUCCUGCAUCAAAAUCAAUUACCGCUACAUGCGACAAAGAAGAUUCUUUCAUAGUUGACGGCAGUAUUCAGAAAAUAUCGGAAUUAAACUGCAAAAACAGCGUAACAUCAAGUGUUCUUAAAACAGGAAGACCUUGUCUGGGUGCGAAUACAGAGCUGCAGCAAGUUGGAUUCCACGUUAACGGCUUCACUGAUGUUUAUCAAUCCUGCGUGGAUACCGUCAGAAACGUUCCGUUGUAUACGAAAAUGAAUACAAUUGGUAUAAAGAAGCCCCUUCUUUAUACUAAUGAAAAAAUUAAGAAGGUUAAAAGUACUUGUGUGGACAGAUGUUGCUAUGAAAAGAUACAGUUAGUGAACGCUGAUGAUGUCAGCUUUGGUCCAGCUGAGAAGGCAACAUUCAUCGAAUCUCUCAACUUUGUGAAUUAUUGCAAGCCAAAAAACAACACGAAUUGGCAUGAUAUAGAAGAGAUAAGUAGGGAAAGAGCGGAAAAUGAACAAUUUACGGUUUGGUCUGGAGCAGGAAGCUACGAGCAAGUAGGCGGGAAUUGGACACCCAAGUAUUUAUGGAAGGUCAUAAAAGAGUCGGACACAUCGGAGAAGAUGGUGGUGAUCCAUGAGAACACAGAACCAGCUGGACCCAAGUUGUGCUCCGGCGCAUGCGGCGAGGAGGUCGUCUGGUUCGAGCCGAUGGGCGACCGCACGUACUGCUGCAAUGUGGAUGACUUCAAGAAAGCAUUCGGUGUUACCAUAGAUUUUAAUUAGAGUUUUAAGGGUCUCCGGCAAG